This is a messenger RNA of Cotesia congregata, 842 nucleotides long. NCBI's taxonomy places the organism in Eukaryota, Metazoa, Arthropoda, Insecta, Hymenoptera, Braconidae. The record is from the annotation of a GenBank genome assembly.
CACAAUAAUAUUUGUAAAUUAAGUAAUUAUUUAAAGUUUAAUGGAGUAAGAAAAAAAAAUCAAUACGAAAUAUGAACAAAACACGAUUUUUAACGAAAAUAAAUUUUAAUAAUUCAAGUAGGUUUGUUAGUACUGUAAAAAAACAAUCUCCAACUCAAUAUUGUUUACAACUUGUCAGGUAUUGUCAAGCGCCAGCGAUAGCAAUCAGAGCUUUCAAUGUUGAAAUAGCACUUGUCCAGGAACAUUCUCGUGAACUAGCAAUAGCUAACAUGAGGUAUACAUUUUGGAAUGAUACUUUGGCUAAAAUAUUUGACAACACGCCUCCAGAGGCUCCUGUCCCUCUAGAACUAUCACGAAUUUUAAAGACGAGAAAAUUAUCUAAAAGGUACUUCCAACGUCUCCUGGACGCGAGGUGGAAGCAUUCUCAAGGUUCUUCCUUCCUGGAUCUGGCUGCUAUGGAGCAAUACUCCGAAAAUACGUUAUCUUCGAUUUACUAUCUGUUACUAGAAGUUAAGGACAUCAAAGACGUCAACGUUGAUCAUAUGGCCAGUCAUCUGGGAAAAGCGCAGGGUAUUAUAAAUUUACUGAGAUCAGUACCCUACCACGCACAGCGGAGGAAUCUCGUCCUUCCCCAGGACGUCUUGAUGCAAAAUAAUGCGAAAAAAUUGAGAAAGAAUAUUAAAAUGAAUUUAGAUUAUAUUUUUUUACCAGCUGUGAUUGUUGAGAGAUACUUGAAAAAGCUUCAAUAUGUUGACUUUAAUAUUUUUGAUAAAAGAUUACAUAUUAAAGAAAAUAUGUUACCAUUUAAAUUAUUAUGGGAAAAAUUAUUUACCAAAUGGUAA